GGUCACAGAAAGUAGUUCUUUGAGUCACAGAAAAACGAGAUAUAGUAGAUAAAAAGGACAGGAAGAAUAUUAUCUGUGACUCUUUUAAGAACAAUAAUAACAAAGAUAGGCAUGGCAGUAGUUUGUCUUGUAUUAGUUUUUAUCUGCACAUACGUGUGCCAGAAUUCAGCUUUAAGGUUGGAAUCGAAAGAGCGUCGUCAUUUGGAAAGUCCACUCUUCCAUGAUUGUCCAAAAGGAUUUUCUAGAUUUGGUAACUCAUGCUUUCACGUUGCGUAUGAUCUCGCCAACUGGCCGGAAGCUGUUGUAUACUGCCAAGUAUAUGGUUCCCAUUUAGCAUUCAUAGAAUCUGAAGCCGAGAGCCAGUUUGUGACAGCUUAUCUCAAGAAUUUUAGCGGUAAAGUAAUUUCUUAAGAAAUC
Messenger RNA from Ruditapes philippinarum (Manila clam), 417 nucleotides. RefSeq names its product C-type lectin domain family 2 member H-like. Lineage: Eukaryota; Metazoa; Mollusca; Bivalvia; Venerida; Veneridae. The record is from RefSeq and is a predicted model, not a curated record. The transcript has 3 exons. Bases 112 to 411 code for a protein of 99 amino acids.